Doryrhamphus excisus (bluestripe pipefish) is the source of this 8274-nucleotide messenger RNA. NCBI's taxonomy places the organism in Eukaryota, Metazoa, Chordata, Actinopteri, Syngnathiformes, Syngnathidae. The record is from RefSeq and is a predicted model, not a curated record.
AAAUGUAAUUAUUUUUAUUUAUUUAUUUAUUCAUUUAUUCAUUUUUAUUUUAUUUAUUAUUACUUAUUUUAUUUAUUAUUAUUUAUUUUAUUUAACUUUAUCUAUUUAUUUAUUUUUUGUUACGUACCGAAGUACGAGGUGAUAUGACCAUCCAAUGACAUUAACUGCUUGUAUUGUUUCUUGAAUUGGCUCAUCGUUGUGCAUUGUUUGAGGUCCUUACUCAAUCCAUUCCAUAGUUUGAUUCCACAUACUGAAAUGCUAUGGCUUUUUAACGUAGUCCUAGCAUACAAGUGUUUCAAAUUUAGUUAUUCCCUGAGAUCAUAUUUCUCCUCUCUUGUUGUUGUUUAAUGUAAACAAGUGUUUGAACGCUUAUAAAAACAGUGCUGAACACUUUUAAUGUCCUCUUAAAGAUUCCGGAGCGUAUGACCAUGCAAAUAUUUGACAUGUCACACCUUAACAGCUGGUCCCCAGGUGUUUGUACAAUGGCGGCUACAGGUCUCCAAACCAUGCUGCCCAUGCAGAGUGAAUAUUAUCCAACUCGAGAACGUGCACCUGAACAUUCAACAGAAGCGGCACGGUGACCCCGGUGACACGCGCCGUGCGCCGCUCUGUUGUCCUGUGCUCACUGACAUGUCAAACGAGCAUGUUCAAUAUUUACACACGCCGUACUCUGUUGUCAUGGUGUCAGGUGUCUGCACGUGUCCUAAAGCGUCCAUUCUUUUUGUCCUUAAUGUUCCCAGUGUUCUCGUGGCGUAUUUGUGGCGGCGUGCCACACACCUGGUAGCACGUUAUAACACAUCUGUACAGAAACACACACACCAUUUUACAGAAAAAAAUGUUGAUUCGUCAUAAUUACAUGCAGCAUUAAACUGUGCAGAGAUUGAAAAGACGUGGUAAAACCGUUCCUUUUGUUCCGUUCCUGGAGGGUCUCUGUCCCGGACAUGGAAGCAGGAGACGGGUGAGUGGAGUUCAGGAUUUAUUAGAUCCAAAAGGAAGUUAAAAAAAGGCGAUGGUGUCAAAAGGGAACACCAUGGAAAACACGCAAAAGGGAGCUGGCUUAAGCUCCCUGCGGUCCUUACACUGAAACCGCCUGUUCCUCUGCGAUGUUUUCGUGAGCCAUCCCCUGGUGCUUGGAGGAGAGCAUGCCGGUGGAGAUGAAGGCGGGCCUCUCGUCAUCACUGCGGCUCCUGCUGCUUGGCUGCUGCGCCUGCGUGGCCACCCUGGGGUACCCCUUCAGACCGCCGCUGGACCUGGACGUGACGCCGCGCGUCACAGUGUUGAGCAGCAGUCUUCAUGGCUGCAGGCGUUUCCGCUCCUCCGCCAUCAACUACGGCACCAUGCUGCUGGAGGCUGACAGUGAGCAGCGCCUCUACGUCGGGGCCCGCGGGGCCGCAUUCGCUCUCGACGCUUCUGACAUCUCCGCCGCCUCUGCUCUGACUAUUGAGUGGGAGGCCUCCCCCGAGCUAAAACGUCAGUGUCUUCUCAAGGGAAAAGACAACAAGACGGAGUGUUUUAACCACAUCCGCUUCCUGCAGAGGUUCAACGCUACACAUCUCUACAUGUGUGGGACUCACGCCUUCAGUCCGAUGUGUGCAUUCAUAGAUGCUGAGAAGUUUGUAAUGUCUGCGCCUGAAGAGGGCCGAGACAAAUGUCCUUACGGGCCAAGGACGGGCUACACCGGCCUCAUCGUAGACCAGGAGAUGUACACCGCCUCCCAGUAUGAGUUUAGAAGCUUCCCGGACAUCCGCCGUAACUCUCCGUCUCCCACGCUGAAGACGGAGGAUGCUCCCACGCGAUGGCUGAACGAGGCCAACUUUGUGGGCUCUGCCCUGGUGAGGGAGAGCAUGAGCGGCAGCAGUGGGACGGGCGACGACGACAUGAUCUACUACUUUUUCACUGAGGGGAGCCCGGAGCAGGCUGGCACCUCCACCCACGGCAGGGUGGCGCGAGUGGCACGGAUUUGCAAGGGGGACCGAGGAGGCCGCCUAACUCUACAGAAGCGCUGGACGUCCUUCCUGAAGGCCAGGCUGACAUGUUCCCUGCCCGAGUACGACUUCCACUUCAACGAGCUGCGCAGCGUGUUCGUCAUGCCCGGAGACACGGCGAAGGAUACGCUCUUCUACGGCAUCUUUGGCCUUGGCUGGAAGAACAUAAAGGCGUCUGCAUUGUGUCGCUUCUCGCUGUCUGACGUCCAAGAGGCCUUCCAAGGACCUUACAUGGAGAACCAGGACUCCAACUGGAGGGAGUACACUGGAAAGAUCCCUGACCCGCGACCUGGAACUUGUAUCACCAACGCCAUGAGAGCCAAGGGCAUCAACGCGUCCACCUCCCUGCCCGACGACGUGCUCAACUUUGUCCGAAGACAUCCGCUGAUGUCCCGCCAGGUCGGGGCUUUAGACGGACGCCCUCUGUUGUUCAGGAGGACUACGGACUACACCCGCAUGGCAGUGAGCGCCGUGCAAGGCUUGGAUGGAGAAGCCUACCAUGUGUUGUACAUGGGGACGGAUGAAGGCUGGUUGCACAAGGCCGUACACGUGGAGGGUCACCUGCAUAUUAUCGAGGAGCUGCAGCUGUUUGAGGAACCGCAGCCGGUGGAGAACGUGCUGAUCUCUGAAAAACAGACGAGUGUUUACGUCGGCUCGCCGUACGGCGUGGUGCAGCUCCCCCACUCCAACUGCCGCAGGUACGCUUCCUGCUAUGACUGCAUCUUUGCCAGGGACCCCCACUGUGCCUGGAGCGGAGCCCACUGCGUGGAUAUUGCCGGGUACCCAGACAGAUCCACUCUAAUCCAGGACGUCCAGCGAGGCAACAGGGGGUGCGACACCACUCAAAGAGACGUCACCAUUCGUAGUCGCUUUGUUCGAGUCGGCGACGACGUGCUGCUGCAGUGCGAGCUCAGCUCCAACCUGGCCACGCCCCUUUGGACGCUGGACGCCGACGAGCUCCAUGGGUACGGCCUCAGUUCCGGGUUCAGGACCGGCAUCGACGGCCUGCUCAUCAUCGAGGCUCGGCAGGACCAGAGCGGCUUGUACACCUGCUACGCUCUUGAGAAUAAUGUCAAGGUUGCCGUGGUUACCUACAAUGUCACCGUUAGUCCAGACCUGGCCCCUCCUUCCCUGGUUGAAGAACAAGCUACCGCCUCACCGGUGCCCACGGCUCCGCCCUUGGCGCCUCUUCCCCCCCACUCGGAGCUGAUCUCCUCCAGGAGCAUGGAGGCCUUGUACCUGUCCCUCAUCACCAUCCUGGGCAGCCUUUGUGUGGUUCUCGCCGUGGUGCUGUUCUACGUCGGCUUCUGUCUUCGAGUGGGCCACGGAGGGAAGUACUCUCUACGGGCCGCUGCCGCCGCCUACCCAAGCUGCAAGAGAACCAACCGAAACAGGAAGCAGCAACGAAACUCCGCCCUCAUGGAGCUGAAGACCAUUUCCGGCCAUUGCAACGGGGUCUCGAAGCCUCCUCACGACGGAGGCUUCCUCCAAAUUGUUCCCGGUGAAGCUCACGCGGAGACACCUCCCCGGGCACCUCCUCCGCCCCCCACGCCGCCCGAGUGCAACUUCCCCAACGGCUUGUCUGCCACGUUGCCCAGCGUCCUGCGCAGGAUGAACGGCAACAGCUAUGUGCUGCUGAGGCAAAGCGACGCCGAGAACGCGUCAACGCUUUGCUCGCCCUUCGCGGACGAGCUCAACAGGAUCUUGGAGAAGCGUAAACAGCUGCAGCCGAGGCCGGACGAGAGCUCCGUGUAGCGCCCCCCCGGUGGUGGGAGGACGACAUUCGGGACAUGAUCUUGCACUCAAUUUUCCUAAAGAUGUGAACAACAAAGACAUGCUAGCAUGGGCAUGGAAUGGAAUAGCUUUCUACCUCACCUCGUGUCUCUGCCCUGAGGGACACCUGCAGCCUGGAGCGAGGAGAAGAAUAUUGAAACACACGUGAAGACUUCCAUAUUUGGAUGGACUCAGCGGAGGGCAGCGAGCCGACGUCUGCGUGCGCUAACGCCUAUGCAUUUUUCCAACUGAACGCAUCCUUUUUCACUAACCUUUAACACUCAAGGUACAGUACAAGGUACAGUACAAGGCACAGUACAAGGCACAGUACAAGGUACAGUACAAGGCACAGUACAAGGUACAGUACAACCUCGCUUUUCCUCGUUCAGUUCUAUCAGAAUUCUGUGUGAAAGGUAUAUUUGUUCCUGUCACAAAUACACAGUGCGCUUGAACGUGCCAUCAGUGCAUAACGCACAGAAAGGAGUCGUUCAUGAUUCUUAAAGAAACAGAACCAGAGGCCCACCUCUAAAACAAGCUCUGCUUCAGUCAACAACGUGUGGACGCUUUAUUGUCCCACUCCACUCAUUUCGAGAGGGGGGGGGGGGGGAUGAAAACCAAGGUACUGCUGUAGUUGGUAUUCACCAGUACGGGGGGGUUACAUGAGCUUGUCGCAAGAUCUCACGAGAUUCAAACAUAACAAGAUUUAUUGUUCAGAAAAAAACUGCCUACUGGUGUGUACUGGUGUGUACUGGUGUGUACACGGCCUGCGAGGAUAAUAAAUCCAUUCCGUAAUCCCACCAUGUUUUUCCUCUUGUGAGAUCAAAUGACUUAUUUUAUCUCGAUGAAGCCAUGGCCCAAAUUCAAAUGAACAAACCGUGAAUCCAUUGUCUCACCUACGAGGUUUGUGUUGCGAUAUGCAAAUCAAUCCAUGACGCCAUCUAUACUCUUAAAAAUGGUGAGUUAAAAACAAACCAAUUUGGGUAGUUUCCCGGCGCUGGUUAAAUAUUGGACCCAACAAAUUGGGUUGGCUCCCUUAAUACAACAAUUGGGUUGUUCAUACAAACCACUUUAAACCCAAGUCAGGUUGCUAAUAUCCAAUUCAUUCAUUCAUUUUCUACUGCUUUUUCCUCACGAGGGUCGCGGGGGUGCUGGAGCCUAUCCCAGCUGUCUUCGGGUGAGAGGUGGGGUACACCCUGGACUGGUCGGCAGCCAAUCACAGGGCACAUAUAGACAAACAACCAUUCACACUCCCAUUCAUGUAAAAGGCACCAAAUGAUCUGAUAACAUCCUGAUUUGGAUUCUGUGUAAAAGGCACCAAAUGAUCUGAUAACAUCCUGAUUUGGAUUCUGUGUAAAAGGCACCAAAUGAUCUGAUAACAUCCUGAUUUGGAUUCUGUGUAAAAGGCACCAAAUGAUCUGAUAACAUCCUGAUUUGGAUUCUGUUUAAAAUGCACUAAAUGAUCUGAUAACAUCCUGAUUUGGAUUCUGUUUAAAAUGCACUAAAUGAUCUGAUAACAUCCUGAUUUGGAUUCUGUGUAAAAGGCACCAAAUGAUCUGAUAACAUCCUGAUUUGGAUUCUGUUUAAAAUGCACUAAAUGAUCUGAUAACAUCCUGAUUUGGAUUCUGUGUAAAAGGCACCAAAUGAUCUGAUAACAUCCUGAUUUGGAUUCUGUGUAAAAUGCACUAAAUGAUCUGAUUUUUAGUAUAUUGAGGUCGCUAAGUAAAAAAUAGGACAAAAUAAUAAAAAAAUUGAAAAUGGUAUUUAAAAUGAUAAAAAAAAACAACAAAAUAAUUAAAAUUGCAUCACCUGAAACGCCGGCCGUAUAUCCACAUUUGGAUUUCAGUUCACCAAAGCUGGUAUCGGAAGUAUCGUCUUUCAGUAUCGAUCCACGCAUCACUACCACGUCAUAAUAAUAAUCAGAUCCAGCCAAUAUCCCCCCCCCCCCCCAGAAUGUAAAUGAUUUGAUCAAUAAAUAAAAGUCCCGCCUUUGCUUCUCCCUGACUACUUAAUGGCGUCUCUCGCUGCCUGGCUGGUUCAGUGGUUGAGUGGUUCAGUGUGACCUGACGCCCACAAUGAUUAGCUGGUGCAGCUCCUGCUUUGACGUGCCUUUUUUUUGAUUGAGACUAACGAGGCAGCGGCGUCAGGUUGGAAAAGGUGCGCUCCCGAGCUUUCCCGUCAGUGGUAUUGAUGAAAACCACGGAGGAGGGAGCUCUUCACGCGUUUAAACGCCGUCAUUAAAGCUCUUUCACCUCAUUUGGAAGACGCCCCGGCGCAUCUCCAGGGCUUCUUUGGAGGUGUCAGGCUUUUGCGGCGAAGACGGCGCCGAGCUCUUCGUAUUCCCUCUAAUUGUCUCUCUUAAUCCUGCAAAUGCAAUCUCCUGCAGGCGGAUUGUAAAAAUCAGCGAUACUAAAACCCGGACCUUCUCCUAAUGAGCAGGGAGCCACAAACAAGUCAGACGUUCUUAUUCAGCAACUUUGUUCUCGCCCUGAAAAACCUUGUCCGUGUCAAUGUUUUGUAUAAAAGGCACCAACACGUACGAUGUUUGUCCAGCCUUGUUCUGCCUUCUGAGGCCGUACCACAAGACCCUUUCACACUGCCACUAAAAGUCUGCAUUUUCCUGCCUUUUUUCCCGUCAUUGUUCUUUAUAAACCGCACCGACACGGGAUGGUAGAGAAUGAUGUUCUGCCUUCUGAGGUGCUGUCAGCAUUCUUAUGUAUGAACUACACACGGGUAGAAUCAGAGAAUCGAAUGGAUUAUCCUGAUUUGGAUUCUGUGUAAAAUGCACUAAAAGAUCUGAUAACAUCCUGUUCUGGAUUCUGUGUAAAAGGCACUAAAAGAUAUGAUAACAUCCUGAUUUGGAUUCUGUGUAAAAUGCACUAAAUGAUGUAAUAAUAUCCUGAUUUGGAUUCUGUGUAAAAGGCACUAAAUGAUCCUGGUAGAAUCAGAGAAUCAAAUGGCUUGUUAACAAAAAACAUCCUGAUAACAUCCUGAUUUGGAUUCUGUGUAAAAUGCACUAAAUGAUGUAAUAAUAUCCUGAUGUGGAUUCUGUGUAAAAGGCACUAACUGAUCUGAUAACAUCCUGAUUUGGAUUCUGUGUAAAAGGCGCCAAAUGAUCUGAUAACAUCCUGAUUUGGAUUCUGUGUAAGAGGCACUAAAUGAUUUGAUAACAUCCUGAUUUGGAUUCUGUGUAAAAGGCACUAAAUUAUCUGAUAAUAUCCUGAUUCGGAUUCUGUCUAAAAGGCACUAAAUGAUCUGAUAACAUCCUGAUUUGGAUUCUGUGUAAAAGGCACUAAAUGAUCUGAUAACAUCCUGAUUUGGAUUCUGUGUAAAAGACACUAAAUGAUCUUAUAAUAUCCUGAUUCGGAUUCUGUGUAAAAGGCGCUAAAUGAUCUGCUAACAUCCUGAUUUGGAUUCUGUGGAAAAGGCACUAAAUUAUCUUAUAAUAUCCUGAUUCGGAUUCUGUGUGAAAGGCACUAAAUGAUCUUAUAAUAUCCUGAUUCGGAUUCUGUGUAAAAGGCGCUAAAUGAUCUGCUAACAUCCUGAUUUGGAUUCUGUGUAAAAGGCACCAAAUGAUCUGAUGAUAUCCUAAUUUGGAUUCUGUGUAAAAGGCACCAAAUGAUCUGACAACAUCCUGAUAUGGAUUCUGUGUAAAAUGCACUAAAUGUUCUGAUAACAUCUUGAUAUGGACUCUGUGUAAAAGGCACCAAAUUAUCUGAUAACACCCUGAUUUGGAUUCUGUGUAAAAGGCACCAAAUGAUCUGAUAAUAUCCUGAUUUGGAUUUGGAUGUAAAAGGCACAAAGCUCCAUUGUUGGGAAUUGUGCAGCAUCUCUCUGUAAGAAGCUACUGAUAUGGCUUGGACGUCUCAAUUUUCUGGGAAUUCUGUGUGAAAGUUAUUCGACUGUGGGAUGCCGACAAUGCAUCCGUAUUCCAUUUUCCCCCGAGUUCUGUGAUAAAAGACACAUACGGAUGAACUCCGGUGCAGCUCUGAUAUGACAACUGUGUGUCACGUCUGUGUGAAAGAGGCUUAAUGAUCUCAUUCUGGGACUUUGUGUUGCUGUGUGAAAGUCCUCGCAGUUGCAGCGAGAUCCCAUUUGCCUGCGUCUACUGUUGGCGUAAUCUCACAGGAACAAAAUAGCGUGCUGCUGUGUGAAAGUGUACACUGUUGUGCCAAUACUCACUUACAUGUGUGUGUGUGUGUGUGUGGUUCCCCAUUGUGCACAUUUUGUGUAAAAUGGGUUUUUAUUUUGUACUUGAUGUGAGACAGUCUGUCACUGAGGGCUGCUCAUUUGCUUGAGUUGCACAAUUAAUGCAUGAAACGUUUACCCACAGAAAGUCACUAAUGUAUUGCAUCUGUAGGAAUAUACACAAUAUACACAAUAUACACAAUAUACACAAUAUACACAAUAUCCAGGCUGCGUUAUGACUUUUUUUCCUGUCACUAUUGUUGUGCAUGUUACACCACUCUUCCCUUUUCCACUGGAAUUGGCUUCAAAUAAACUUUGUACUUCAACCUUC